CUGGAGAAAGACAGGUCCCGCGAGACCGCCCAAAGGGAGCAUUCAGUGACCAUAGAAGACAUCAUCCUCGACCGGGACCGGCGCGGGAUCUCGAAACUCAGACCCCACCUUGCGUCAAACUUUGCCACUGAAGCCGCACAGCUCAUCCUGGACAAUCCGGGCACUGCCAUCAUCGUAACCGGCUUCUACAUCCUUGACGCGGGCUACGCGGAGACCGACGGACCUCCAGGCGCUGUCGUCAUCGGCAGCGCGCUAAACCAGCUUGGGUACGAGGUCGUCCACGUCACAGACCGCUACGCCUCUGACAUCAUGGACAAGACGGGCGGCGACUACUCCAGAGUGGUCGAGUUUCCCGUCGUUGAUGACGCCGCCAGCAUAGAGUUCGCCAAGGGUGUUAUCGACGACCUCAAUCCAUCGGUCGUGAUCGCCAUAGAACGCUGCGGACUCACAGACGAAGGCAAGUACCGCAACAUGCGCGGAAGGGACAUCACCGACUAUAACGCCCGGAUCGAUCACAUCUUCCACGCGGACAUCCCCUCGGUGGGCAUUGGCGACGGCGGCAACGAGAUCGGUAUGGGCAACCUUUCCGAGGAGGUUACUCAGGUCGAGUCGCUGGUCAAGAUACCGUGCGUCACGCAGACUUCCAAGCUGAUGCUGGCCAGCGUGUCCAACUGGGGCGGCUACGGACUCGCUGCAGCGCUCUCCGAACUUUCCAGCAGGAACCUGCUCCCAUCCAUCGAGGAAGAGCAGGCUCUCCUGAAGCAGACCGUGGACCUCGGCGCUGUGGAUGGCAUGAGUCCGCGCUCGCGAAGAGUACAAGGCGGACCGCACGCUGGAAAACCGUCCCCUCCGUCUGCACAGACGGGAAAAUGGACACAGAAAACAGCGAGACUGUCUCGAGGCGCCUUCUACGACGAUCUCGCUAUCCAUAAGAGGUAG
This is a messenger RNA of Geodia barretti, 939 nucleotides long. NCBI's taxonomy places the organism in Eukaryota, Metazoa, Porifera, Demospongiae, Tetractinellida, Geodiidae. The record is from the annotation of a GenBank genome assembly.